UUCACUAAACGCAUUUAGUCAAUUAUUUGCUAAAGUAAUAGUUGUUAAUUUAAGAAUGUUUACACAAGAAAGAAGAGCUUUAUUUGUAUUUGGAUUAAUUCUACAUGCAUGUAAAUGUACAGGUGAAAUCAAAGUUUCACUGCAAGGAGCAACAUUGUCGACAGACGGAUCAGUAUGGGAUGAUUGGGUUCUCAACCGAACCAUCGAUGGAAGAACUGGUAAUGCUGAAGAAUGUAAAUGUUGUACCGCCAUUAAAAGGCCAACCUGGCUCCAAUUAAAUCUACCACAAACAUAUUUUGUGAAGCGAGUUGUACUCCAAGGUCGUACGAACGUGGUCAACAUAGGUAGACUCUAUCAGUUUAGGAAUAUAACAAUGUUUGGUGGUAAUGCUGACAACCACAUGGUCGAACUAUGGGUCACUACUUCUUCUGAUACAAUACGAACCUAUGAGAUAAGUCCGCCACAUGCCAUGCAAGCAAUACGCGUGGUUGGUCAACAGGGACCAGAUUAUAUGACAAUAUGUGAAAUAGAAGUUUACAGACAAGAAGAUUGCAUAAUUGGGACCUACGGACCUAAUUGUGAACAAAGAUGUCAUUGUAUGAAUGGGCCUUGUGACACUUUAACUGGUACAUGUGGAACAGGAUGUCAGAGUGGCUGGAGAGGGGCCGCGUGCAAUACAACCUGCGACAACGGAUGGUACGGCCGAGACUGUCUGUCCAGAUGUGGUAUUUGUCUGAACAGCACUGCCUGUAAUAAGACUUCCGGUAUGUGUCCAGAUGGAUGUGCCGCCGGAUAUAAAGGUUCUUUCUGCAAAGACGGUGACAUCAAAGUUUCCCUGCAAGGAGCUACUCUGUCGACAAACGGAUCAAUAUGGGAUGAUUGGGUUCUCAACCGAACCAUCGAUGGAAUGACUGGUCGUGCUGAAGAAUGUAAAUGUUGUACCGCCAUAAAAAGGCCUACCUGGCUCCAAUUAAAUCUACCACAAACAUAUUUUGUGAAGCGAGUUGUACUUCAAGGUCGUACGAUCGUGGUCGACGGAGCUAACCAUCAGUUUACGAGUAUUACAAUGUUUGGUGGUAAUGCUGACAAUCACAUGGUCGAACAACGGGUCACUAGCGUUACUAAUACCAUUAGAACCUAUGAGAUAAGUCCGCCACAUGCCAUGCAAGCAAUACGCGUGGUUGGUCAACAGGGACCAGAUUAUAUGACAAUAUGUGAAAUAGAAGUUUACAGACAAGAAGAUUGCAUAAUUGGGACCUACGGACCUAAUUGUGAACAAAGAUGUCAUUGUAUGAGUGGGCCUUGUGACACUUUAACUGGUACAUGUGGAACAGGAUGUCAGAGUGGCUGGAGAGGGGCCGUGUGCAAUACAACCUGCGACAACGGAUGGUACGGCCGAGACUGUCUGUUGAGUUGUGGUAUUUGUCUGAACAACACUGCCUGUAAUAAGACUUCAGGUAUGUGUCCAGAUGGAUGUGCCGCCGGAUAUAAAGGUUCUCUCUGCGAAGACGCCUGCGACAACGGAUGGUACGGUCGAGACUGUCUGUCCAGAUGUGGUAAUUGUCUGAACAACACUGCCUGUAAUAAGAUUUCCGGUAUGUGUCCAGAUGGAUGUGCCGCCGGAUAUAAAGGUUCUCGCUGCAAAUACGAAUGUGAGAAUGGAUUGCAUGGUCUUGGAUGUCAGAACAUGUGUGGAAAUUGUCAAAACAAGGUGCCCUGUAACAAGGUUUCCGGCGUCUGCCCAGGGGAAUGUGAACCCGGAUUUAAAAGGACGAUGUGCACAGACGAAUGCGAAAAUCAUUGGUAUGGUCUUAGAUGUCAGAACAGCUGUGGUAAUUGUAAGAACAAGGGGGCCUGUAACAAGGUUUCCGGCGUGUGCCAAGGCGGAUGUGCACCGGGAUAUAACGGGACGAUGUGUACUGACGAAUGCGAAAAUGACUGGUAUGGUCCUGGAUGUGAGACCAGGUGUGGUAAUUGUAGGAACAAGGUCCCAUGUGACAAGAUUUCCGGCGUGUGCCCAGGGGAUUGUGAACCCGGAUAUUACGGAAUGAUGUGCAUCGAUGCUGCAAAGGAAAAGACGACUAUCGAACUUUCUCAUGAGGUGCUUGUAGGCGUCAUAUUGGCAGCCAUAGCGACUGGCGCUGUUUGUAGUAUAGUCGCGGUAUUAUGCCUGAGACACAGAAGACGUCAAACAUCUUCAUCGAAUAACAUGGAAAGAUGUCAAAGAACGACUGUCCCUGCCUACGAUGCAUUGUUACCAACAACAGAAGCAACUAGCCACUUUGACACACUUACCAUGACAAUCCCGCCAACGUCUUCUGAUUGCGAACAAACAGCCUUAAAGAAAGUUGAAGAAAACGGAAGGCUGCAACUAAACCAAAAAACAGUUGCUGUCACUUACGAAAAUUUGUCGCCAAAUUUAACCACUGAAGAAGAACAGUACGAACAAUUUGAAAACGGACCAGAUUAUAUGACAAUAUGUGAAAUAGAAGUUUACAGACAAGAAGAUUGCAUAAUUGGGACCUACGGACCAAAUUGUGAACAAAGAUGUCAUUGUCUGAAUGGGCCUUGUGACACUUUGACUGGCACAUGUGGAACAGGAUGUCCGAGUGGCUGGAGAGGGGCAGCGUGCAAUACAACCUGCGACAACGGAUGGCACGGCCGAGACUGUCUGUCCAGAUGUGGUAAUUGUCUGAACAACACUGCCUGUAAUAAGACUUCCGGUAUGUGUCCAGAUGGAUGUGCCGUCAGAUAUAAAGCUUCUCUCUGCAAAGACGAAUGCGAAAAUCGAUGGUAUGGUCUAAGAUGUCAGAACAGCUGUGGUGAUUGUAAGGACAAGAGGGCCUGUAACAAGGUUUCCGGCGUGUGCCCAGGCGAAUGUGAACCAGGAUAUACCGGGACGAUGUGUACUGACGAAUGCGAAAACGACUGGUAUGGUCCUGACUGUGAGACCAGGUGUGGUAAUUGUAGGAACAAUGUUACAUGUGACAAGAUUUCCGGCCUGUGCCCAGGGGAUUGUGAACCCGGAUAUUACGGGACGAUGUGCAUCGAUGCUGCAGAGGAAAAGACGACUAUUGAACUUUCUCAUGGGCAGCUUGUAGGCAUCAUAUUGGCAGCCAUAGCGACUGGCGCUAUUUUUAGUGUAGUCGCGGUAUUAUGCCUGAGACACCGAAGACGUCAAACAUCUUCAUCGAAUAACAUAGAAAGAUGUCAAGGAACGGCUGUUUCUGCCUACGAUGCAUUGUCACCAACAACACAAGCAAUUAUCCAAUAUGACACACUUACCAUGACAAUCCCACCAACGUCGUCUGAAUGCGAACAAAUUCCAACAGCCUUAAAGAAAGUUGAAGAAAACAGAAGUCUGCAACUAAACCAAAAAACAGUUGCUGCCACGUACGAAAAUUUGUCGCCAAAUUUAACCACUGGGGAACAACAGUACGAACAAUUUGAAAACUCUUAAUCUUCCCGGGAGCCAUGACCGUCUGGACGUGAAACACCAGCAUUCCAACACCAUGUGAUUCCAGUUCCAAAGGACAUACUGCAUUAGUUCAAUGAGAAGAAUUCACAAUUUCGCAUUAAACGGAAUAUUCACAAAUCUCUGAAAAACAAACAGUGCUAAAAGUAUUAUUUUAAGUAGGCAAUUUCCAAUUGACUAUGUCCUCUGUGUGUUGCAUUUUUAUUUUAAUUAUCGUGUUCCUGUAUGCAUUUAUUGUUGAUUUGACUUAAAAAAAACUUAAACGGAUGUCCAUUUUAUUAAGUCUGCUGUCAUAGUCUACCCUCAAAAUAAACAUGUUUCUCGCAUAAUAAUUUUAAUUGAGUUUUCAAAAACUGCAUAUUUUUAAAGGCAUUGUCAGAGUUAUUUGGUUAAGUUAGGGACAAAGAUAAUCAAAUACAUUUAUUUUUCUCAACAUGAAUCAUCCUCUGAAGCCCACACUGGGAUUCAAACCAAGACCUCUUUCCUCUGGGAAGGAAAGUAUUCUAUCUUGAAAUACAAGGUCAUGUAAGAGGAUAAUUAGCAAUUUUAAACCUACCAACAUAUAAACAUAUAAACUUAAUUUUUCACGUGACCUUAAAAACAAAUCAGACAUCUCUGAAUCUGCAAUACAUUACAGUUACAGUUCAGGUUUUUAGUAUUGUGCCCAUGUUUUCCAAUGAACCGGAACCAUCUUCAAACUCGUACAAGAUAUCAUUGAGACACAUGAUCUGACCAAGCUUCAUGAAGAUUGGACAAUAAUCUCUAGAGUGUUAACAAGGUAAAUGUUGACGACACACAACAGACAAAAGGCGAUCACAAUAGUUACCCAUGAGCACGUUCUGGCUUGGAUUUUAAUUAUGGUGAAAUAGCUCGGGGUCUCGACCACCAAACCGGCUUGGAUUUUAUUUAAAUAAAAUAGCUCUGGGUUAUGACCACUAAACUGGCUUGGAUUCUCAUUAUGCUGAAAUAGCUCAGGGUCUCGACCACCAAACUGGCUUGGAUUUUAAUUAUGCUGAAAUAGCUCGGGGUCAUGACCGCCUUAUUGGCUUCGAUCUUACUUAUACUGACAUAGCUCGGGGGUUUUGACAACCAAACUGGCUUGGAGUUUAAUUUUGCUGAACUAGCUCGAGGUCUUGACCACCAAACUGGCAUGGAUUUUAAUAAUGAUGAAAAAGCUUGGAGUCUUGACCACCAAAAUGGCUUUGAUUUUAAUAAUGCUAAAAUAACUCGGGAUCUUGACCCCUAAACUGGCUUGGACUUCAAUAAUGCUGAAAUAGCUUGGGGUUUUGACAACCAAACUGGCUAGGAUUUUAAUUGUGCUGAAAUAGCUUGGGACCUUUACAACCAAACUGGCUUGGAUGCUAAUUAUGCCGAAAUCGUUCGGGAUAUUGACCACCAAACUGACUUUUUAAUUAUGCUUAAAAAGCUCGGGGUCUUGACCAUCAAACUGGCUUGGAUUUAAAUAAUGCUAAAAACGUAAUUUCGUCAAAAUAAAUAUCUUAUUCCACGUAUUAUCGAUACUUUCACAGUUCCUUUAAACUGUUUGAAAACGCAAAAUUAUCCGUUUUAAAGCAUGUUUGUCUGUUAGUUAAAACGUAAAGUAAUCAAACUGCUUUUUUCAUUUAUGUGAAUUAUAAACAAUCAUAAGUGUAUUAAAAUUUAAUACGAUGUAUACCUGCGCAUGUACAUGCAUGUAGAAUUAAUCCAAAUA
This is a messenger RNA of Dreissena polymorpha, 5186 nucleotides long. Its product is annotated as multiple epidermal growth factor-like domains protein 6. The coding region runs from base 56 to 3460 and encodes 1134 amino acids. The transcript is spliced from 27 exons. The record is from RefSeq and is a predicted model, not a curated record. Gene Ontology annotation, molecular function: scavenger receptor activity. NCBI's taxonomy places the organism in Eukaryota, Metazoa, Mollusca, Bivalvia, Myida, Dreissenidae.